This is a messenger RNA of Symbiodinium sp. CCMP2592, 1173 nucleotides long. Lineage: Eukaryota; Dinophyceae; Suessiales; Symbiodiniaceae. The record is from the annotation of a GenBank genome assembly.
AUGGGCAUGCUCAAGCCCCUGCGGAGACGGCUGUUUGGAGCCCAACGCUAUGAUAUAGCGGUUCGCCGAACUCUGCUGCGGGCUUUGUCAGUUUCGCGCUAUGUCCACACAGCAGCUGCAUUGAUCCUGCCUGCUGCUGUUCACAGGCGCCUAUGGGAAAGGCAGUACAUCUCCCUCUGGCGGGUCCUUCUCGCCCGCACUGCUGUCGACGCACUUCCGCAUAGCUAUGCUGUCCUACUUGCUGCGAAAGCCGCCCCUCCCAACUUGGCACUCGCGGACGCUCGGGCAAUGUGCUUGCAGAAACUGUUCCGACAGGGCCCUUCAGAACUGCUUGCCUUCCUGUAUGAUCACUGGAGUUUGGCACGCAAGACCUCGUGGCUCCGGCAACUAGAGGACGACGUUUGUUCAGUCGCUGUCUUCGUCCCCAGCGUCCGGGACUGCCUGCCAGUUCAACACACUGUUCUCGCCCUGCUCGAGGCGCAUGAGACGGACGUCUACUGGUGGCGCAAACAAGUUGCACGAGCCACAAAGCAGUUCCUCCAGGACGCUGCAGCUUGGCAGGUUGCACGUCGGGCCGGACACCUACCCACCCAGGCCGGUCCUGCAGGUCAACCCGAACAGGAAUACCAAUGCUAUUUGUGCGAUAGUUCCUUCCCGCUCAGAAAGCACUUGCACGUGCAUCUUGCUCGAACACACAGGAUCUACAGCCCGGCCAGGCACUAUACAACUAGUGAGGUCUGCACCUCCUGCAUGCGCGUCUAUUCGGACGUUGUGCAAGCACAACAGCACAUGAAGCACUCUCCGGAAUGCCUACGGCGGGCAUUAUACGUGCAUAGGCCGCUUACCUACGAAGAAAUUCUCGAGCUGGAACGCCCUGUACAGGCUUACAACCAGCGCCUACGUGCCGGCCAGUGGCAACACUUCAGCUGUCGCGGCCCACCGCGAAAGACUCCCAUCAGCUUUGGGCCGCGUGCACCUACGGCUGAGGAACGCCUCCUUGGACUUGAGGACGAGGACGAUGUGCCCAUCAGUCACCUUGCCCGUUUCUUCCGUCCUACUGCUAGCCAUGUAGUCUGGGUCCAGGAUUACUUGAGCCACCGUAGCACAGAGGGUCCUCGGCAGUCCGCAAAGUCCUUUUGGAUGGCCAGACCGUUUCACUCCGAAUUCGUUUAG